ACCAGUCAUGAAACGAAUCCUUCUGUUUUUUAUCCUGGCUGCUGCUGUUAUGUACGGCAUACUUCAUGGAAAUUUGUGGAGGAAUAACCUCUACUGGAUUAGCUUUUAUGGACAGACUUCUUCUGUGAGGGCUCCUUCUUCCUAUGAGGCUACUGGAAUUACUCAACUGCCACCCACAGCUGUGGAAAGAAAGAAUGAUCUAGACACUUGUCUCCUGAAACCAGCUUUUGAAUCUUUGCUGGGCGUCGACAAAAUAUACCCAUUCCUGUGUGCUAAUGACUUUAUCAAAGUGGCAGAGUUCCAUGGAAGUGAAAAGUUUGAACUACCUUAUGGAAUAAAGAGAGCAGAGCAAUUCUUUCGUUUAGCCCUUUCAAGACUGCAAAAUUGUGGCCUGAGUAAGGAAGAAGACAGUGUUGCCUGUCGAAGGUGUGUUGUGGUUGGCAAUGGAGGAGUGCUUCGAAAUAAGACAUUAGGAGAGAAAAUUGACUCAUAUGAUGUGAUAAUAAGAAUGAAUAACGGUCCUGUUAUAGGGUACGAAGAGGAUGUCGGGAGGAGGACCACUUUCCGCCUUUCUUAUCCGGAAUCCAUCUUCUCGGAUCCAGUCCACUAUGACCCCAAUACGACUGUUGUUCUCAUUGUCUUCAAAACACGAGAUUUAAAGUGGCUUUGGGAGAUAUUAAGUGGUCAGAAAAUAAGUGCUAAAGGCUUUUGGAAGAAACCGGCUUUGAACAUGAUAUAUAAAUCUAGUCAAAUCAGGAUACUUGAUCCCAGCAUCACCAGAAAAGCUGCAUAUGAAUGGCUUCACUUCCCAACGAGGUUUCCCAAAAAGGAGAAACCCAAGCAUCCGACAACGGGUCUGAUCGCCAUCACGCUCGCCUUUCACAUAUGCCAUGAAGUUCACCUGGCAGGCUUCAAGUAUGACUUCACCGACAGAAACAGCUCUUUGCACUACUAUGGCAAUGACACCAUGUCUCAGAUGAUGCAGAAUGAAUACCAUAACAUUGAUGCUGAACAGAAAUUUUUGAAGAACCUUAUAGACAAGAACUUUGUGGUCAAUUUGACGUGAAAGCUGAAUGGAAAAUAUGAAGAACAAUCACUACUUUCAAGAUUUCAACAAAUUUUAUUUUUUGUAUGAUAUUUUUAUUUUUAAGUGCAGUGUAACUGUUUACUGUUUAAAAGGAGCACAGAAACCUCUCCAGGCAGAAGCUCUUU
Tinamus guttatus (white-throated tinamou) is the source of this 1212-nucleotide messenger RNA. It is a transcript of the gene ST3GAL6, whose product is annotated as ST3 beta-galactoside alpha-2,3-sialyltransferase 6. Lineage: Eukaryota; Metazoa; Chordata; Aves; Tinamiformes; Tinamidae. Gene Ontology annotation, biological process: glycolipid biosynthetic process. The record is from RefSeq and is a predicted model, not a curated record. Gene Ontology annotation, molecular function: sialyltransferase activity.